CUGUGCGCACUCAUACAUUAACUCAGAUUUUCAGCUUUUUCCCGCCUCCUUCCUGUUGCGUUUAGACAACCCGUUGUUGUUUCUUUGUCGGAUUAGCGAGUGUUUCCUAAGUUUGCUCUUCGCCUCAAAUGCCUUUUUCUGUCGUCGAUCCAAAACGAUCCGCGCCUUCGUUACGUGUGCCUGUGCGUGUGCGCGCGCGCGUUUGCGUGUGCGUGAGGUAAACGAAAAAUGAAGACGGAGAGAGGAGGAGAGGAGGGACGAGUGAAAAGGGGGAUUUUCGUCUGUCUAAUGCAGAGAUACCUUCGCUAUGACUGAAUAAACAGGGCGGUUAAACUCUCUCUGGUGGUCAGACGAGGCAGCCUCGGUCAGUCGUGACGCGCGUUGAAAAGGAGAAGGACAGAGAGAGAGAGAGAGAGAGAGAGGGGGGUUAAAAAGGAGAGAGAAAAAGAGGAGAGAUAGAGCGGGGGAGAGCGCGCGCCUCGUGUCAGGUCAUAUGGAGCCCAACCGCAGCGUUAUGUUUUCAUAAGGCGGGCGUGAGGAUCAUACAGGAGGGAGUGCACACGGAGGGGAAGAGUGAGCGCAGCCUAGCGGGCUCCACGUCCCCGACAGACAGACAGGCUGGGUGUGUGUGUGUGUGCUGUAUGUAAGAGCGCAUGAGUGUGUGUCACCGAGACAGCAGCAGCAUGUCGAACCGAAAGCACCGGGACAGCCAGGAGAUCUGUGCCCGAAAGGUGCGGGAACUGGCGCACAUUGGAGCCAACAAGCAGUGCUUCGAGUGCAGCCAGCCCGGGGUGACUUACAUCGACAUCACGGUGGGCUGCUUCGUGUGCACGUCAUGCUCUGGAAUGCUGAGGGGGCUCAACCCGCCCCACAGAGUCAAGUCCAUCUCCAUGACAACCUUCUCCCAACAGGAAGUGGAGUUUUUGCAAAACCAUGGCAACGAGGUUGGAAAGAGGACUUGGCUCUGUACUUUUGACAGAAAGACUGACGGCUGUUUUGACACACGUGACUCACAGAAGUUUAAAGAAUUUCUUCAGGACAAGUAUGAGAGGAAGAAAUGGCAUUUUUCUAAGAGCAAAGCCAGGAGGGAUGUGGAGGGUCCAUGGAGUCCAGGAGUUCAGCCUAUACCUGCUCCCCAUGGUCCCGCUCAGAGCCAGCCUCCGCCUGGACACCCCCUAAACCCAACCGCUCGCCCUACACGCACCCUGUCCCAGUCUCAGAUGUCAACAUGGGAUAGAGCUCCAGCUGUGUCUCCAGCUGAUGUUCGUACGGAGGUGUUCACAGCUCGGCCCACUCGGUCUCAGAGCUUCAGAGACCCCCCUGUGAAAGAUUCUUUGUUAAGUGGGAUGGAAAGGCAGAGGCCAGGCACGAUUUCUCCAGCGAUGGGCCCCCAGAGUCGCCUUCCCUCUUUCCCUGCCCUUCCACGUCCUUCAGCAAGUAGCACUUUCAAAAACAGCUUCACGCUAGGUCGCACAGUAUCCUCAGGAGGUGGAGCUCCAUUCAGGGCCUUCCCUAAGUCUUUGAGCUUGGAUUUUGGGGGUCUCGGUCCCUCACACAGUGCCCAAACUCCUCCUGCCCCACCCCCUGUCUCUCAGGAUAGGUAUGCUGCCGUGUCUCAGCUGGACAAGGUCUUUGCUGACAAUACGCCUGCUACAGUUACCUCCACAGCUCCCUCUUGUGGCCCUCCACAGUACAACACCCUGUUUGGAAACAGGCUCUCUUCUAGUUCCACACCUGCAAGCUCCCCAGGUGUUCCAGAAGCCACAUCUGCUCCUCAGACAUUUGCAAAUUUCCCAAAUCCAUUCGCCUCUACAGCCAGCAGCUCCCAGCCUGCCCUGUCCCCCAGCAACCCCUUCAACAGCACAGCCACAGGUGACUGCAGUACGCUCGUCUCACCCUCUCCCUCAGCUGUCUUCCCCCACUCAGCCUCCUUCCCAGCUCCCAGCACCCAGAAUGCUGUUCCACACGAGCCAGCCAAUAACCAGGAAGCAAACGGUUUCACUUCCUUCCCUGUCCCAGAGGCCACCUCCAAAGUCCAGCGAUCCAUGUCUGUCAACCCAUUUACUGGGAAUGUUUACCCUACCAGAGGAGCGUCACUGAACCCUUUCAUCUGAUCCCAGCGCCCCACGGCCAGAGAGAGAGCGAGAGACUGAGAGAGACAGACAGGCAGAGAAUGUGUGUGUAUAUAAGAGAGAAAGACAGAAAGCUCUUUAGAGCUGGUGCCAUUUCCAUGCCUCCAGAGAUUUCCCUCCUUCAGAUAAGGGGGGAAAUACACAUGCCUGCCCAUUUUACUGAGUGUUGGUUAAUGUGUGCGUGUAUUAGAGUGUAUUACUUUUGUCUGUGGUCUUACUUGUGUGUGUAUGAGUAUAUGUGUGCACCCUUUGGCACCACAUGCUGUAAGUCAAAGCUUUGUGUAGGCGUGUGUGUGUGUGUGUGUGUGUGUGUGUGUGUGUGUGUGUGUCUGUGUGUGUGUGUGUUCAUUCAUUUAAAUGUAUCUGCGUGUGUGUUCUUGCCAUACGUCUGAUGUGUUUGAUAAUAAAAAGCAUCUCAUGGUGCAAUAGCAAGAAGGCCAUUACAGACACACAUACAGCUGCUUUGACCUCCUACUUCUGCCCUCUCAGUAAAACGUGUGUAGCCUUUAGCUCUAGGCUUUAUAGAAUAAAAGAGGGCAGCAGGUGACUUAAGCUUAAAAUAUUCUUAAUAUGAGCUGUGCAUUUUUCCUUAGCUCCAAUUUGAUAGCCUUCUAUUCUCCAAUUUAAAGCAUGUUAAUAGGAGAGUGCUAAACAAGGCUUUAGGCUUUCUUAUGUAUUUGUGUAUGUAUGCAAGGCCUUUUUGUAUUUAUUUUAACAUCAGUAUUUUUUAUUUUAUGGUUAAUUUUUAGGCCUCUUUUUUGUACGUGUCGUCAGACUGCAUGCGCUUUGUGAGCGGAAAGCUGUUGAAUGUACAGCAAAGUUCAUUGAUUUCAAAAAGUGUUAUUUGUGUUACUCAUGUUUAUAAUAUUCAGGACCAAAUAUUGUCAGGUUUCAUUAUACAUGAUUUUUUUUCCUGUCUCUUAGACUGAUUUGUUUAGAAUGUUCUUGUAUGAGAAGUAUCCUUAUGCAUAAAACUGCUCUUCAUAUUUGUUUUGUGUCAGUGUGUACCUAAUGGUGUAUUGUACAUUAUGGAAACAAAGCAUCACCUUGAAUUUGCUGCUUCAGGAUUUUCAUGCAGUAUAUAUUUUUAAAAAUAGCAUUGGCAUUUAUAUUUUUUAAUCUGUGGAAAAUCAUCAUUGCAUUAUGAAUGUAUUUGCACUUCUUUUAGGGCUUUAAACUGGAAAUUAAAAAGAAAGCUAUUACUUUCA
Messenger RNA from Pygocentrus nattereri (red-bellied piranha), 3340 nucleotides. It is a transcript of the gene agfg2, whose product is annotated as ArfGAP with FG repeats 2. Gene Ontology annotation, molecular function: GTPase activator activity. The transcript has 14 exons. NCBI's taxonomy places the organism in Eukaryota, Metazoa, Chordata, Actinopteri, Characiformes, Serrasalmidae. The coding region runs from base 654 to 2114 and encodes 486 amino acids. The record is from RefSeq and is a predicted model, not a curated record.